UAUACUAAAGUAGGGGGGAGGGCAGGCACUAUUCACGUUUGUUUUGAUUUUGCUUUAUUUACAACAAUACCAGCCUGAUGGGGAGUGGGUUGGGAGGGUAAUUCUCAAAAUUUCAGAGGGUAAUUUUGUCCAUGUGGCUUAUCAGGGAGCCACUCGAUUUCACGCUAUUUACAACAAGCCCGUCAGGUUUGGUCUGAUAUUGGGGCUGGUUGGAAGGGCACUUUUGUCCUAUUUGUUUGAGACGGAUUGGGUGGGUUUACUUUGCUGUCAUUCAGGGAGGGUUUCGGGGAUGGGAGGCCAUGCCUCCGAUAGAGAGGGAGAGAGAGAAACAGAGCGAGAGAGAGAGGGAGAGGGAUCCUGGCAUGGGUGAGUGGAAUGGAGACAGUGAGAGAAAGAGAGAGGGAGGGGUUGGAUGGUGAACAGAGCCGAGUAAGGUCCCCUCAGUUCAUGAAUCACUCUGGAUCGUUCGUUCCCUUUUGCAUGUCGGAUCAAUGGCUGGAUUUCGAAAGCUAAGUUCCAUUUUUUAUUCCAUUAUUUGCUGUUAGCAUAGAUGUGAACUGUUGGGUUAGGUUUUGGGGGUUCCUUUGUUUCGUUUUCUCUCAUUUUCUUUCAUUUUGGGGAUGCAUCUCUCUGUUCUGUGCAUUGCGUUCUGUUUUAAGGUCAGUUUUCUUCUUCUUUUUUGUGGCUUUUUUUUGGGGGGUUUUCAGUUUGUUCAUCUUUCACUCUGUAUUUAGAUUUUUCGUUCGUGAAUGACUGAAUGGAUAUUGGGUUUUGGUGGUUGAAAAUAUGUUUUUUUUUUCUGCUUAAGCUUCUUGCUCAUUUUCCUGGGAUUUUUGGUUUUCGGUUGCAAGGUUAAAGAGAACACUCAAAUCUCAGGUUAAAUGGGUAUUGGGUUUUGGUGGUUUAAAAUAUGAUUUUUUUUCUGCUUAAGCUUCUUGCUCAUUUUUCUGGGAUUUGUGGUUUUUGGUUGCAAGGGUAAAGAGAAUGCUAAAAUCUUAGAAAUUGGUAUUGGCUAUUGUAUUAAUGCAUUUGCAUUUUCGUUGGUUUGCAGUGUAGGUGCAUUGAGACCUAAAAAUAUUUGCGAGAACUUCAUAAAUUUUUCUGAGGCUCCGAUCCUUGAAGGGUGGUUCUGACGCGGAGGAGAAGCUGUAAGAGGUUAUGAUCUUGCUGCACUUAAGUGCAGCUGUUCUUCAACUCAUAUAAACUCUUUGAAAUUUCGAUCGUUGGAGGAAGAAGUUGGUUCCUUGAUGUUUUGAGGUUCUGUUUUGAUCAUUGGGGGUCCUACAUUGUUCUUCAUUAACAUUUGUAGCAGCUGGGCUUCCACAUCUACAAAGCCAGAGAUACUCAAAGUGUUAAUUCUGUUGCAAAUUCGCUCAUCACUGGACAAGCAGCUUAUCAGAAAAAAAGAAAAAAUUGAUGGAGAUGAUGCCGCUUCAUUUUCCAAGACCAUACUAGCCAGCAAACAAGCUCCAAAUCAGGGUUUGCAGGAAAAGCAAGAAAUUACAAUUGAAAAAGCCAAGUGUAAUAAGCAGAAAUGUAUCACCAUUGUGAAAGCACUGCAGCUUUUUGGGGAGGGGAUUGGGUGCAGAGAGAGGUGAGGGCAGGUGCACGAUUAGGGGGACAGAAAGAGAGUUGAUUGGGUCCACCAUGAACAAAGCUCCUUUGAAGUUCGAAAGCCCGAUAUGAAAUGCAAUUUCCAUAAUCCUGUUCGCCCUGAAAUCCGACAAUGUCCUCAUCUCCUCUCGCGACCUAUAUUAAGAUUGUACGACCUGGAAGUGACGGGCAUACCAAAUGGAUCCAUGGAUGGAUGAAACUAUGAAGAAGACUCAUGUCAGCCGCCAAGCUACCCGAAAACUUCCAAAUCUUGCGUGGAUUUUUCAAUGAGUUGCACACCUCAAUUCGGUUGUUGCGGUUGACAGGAUUAAAGCCCAGUUUCAGCAACAUUUACUCCCAAAUCGACUGUUUAACAGAUAGUGAUCCUGACAUGGCAGAUCCUCUUCUUCAAUGGUAAAUGACUGAAAAAUAUUGUCCCAUCACCGCGGAAAAUGAGCUGUCCAUUGUGACCAUAAUCCAUGGAGAAAAAAUUUGGGCUAUAAGAGCUCAGUGCAAAGCUUCCUGUAAGCAUGGGACAAAACCAAGGCACAGUUCCACGCAAGGUGGUUCAAUCGUUCAUUUUCGUCUAAUUGAAAGCUUGGGAAAUUGUACAGGUCCCAUUCAAGAAUUUGGUGAUGAUGGUUUCAUGAUUUGGAUGGCUGGGAGUAUAGUGUAUUUGUUUAGCACUGAAUCACAUUUUCCGCUCUUUGGCAACCCAUAAUCACCUUACAUGGUGUAGAGAAGGAUCUAUGUGUGCAGCAAGCAAAAUCCUUUCAUUCAUAUGAGCUUCUUGAUCCUCUUUAACUUCACAGCAGCUGACCUACCUGGGAUAGGUGCAUUGAGACCUAAAAAUGUAUGCGUGAACUUCAUACAUUUUUGUGAGGCUCGGAACCUUGAAGGGAUUUUGGAUCGUUGGAGUAAAAACUUGGUUCUUUGGCAUUUGAAGAUUUCAGAAAUUUGGAUCGUUGCAAGAAGAAGCUGGUUCUAUGCCGUUUUGAGAUUGAUCGAGAUGAUGUCGCUUCAUUCUCUAAUACCAUACCAGCCAGCAAACAAGCUCCAAAUCAGGGUUUGCAGGAUGUGGAUCACAAAAACCAUCGAAGAUGACCCUCAGCCACAAAGUCUUGAUUGUGUGUUUGUUGAUAAACAGGGGGAUGCAGUUCACGCGACUGUGAAUGCUCGAGACAUUCAAUUUUUUUUGGACCUUCUGACAGUCGGCGAUGCAUACGAGAUCACUAAAUUUCGUGUUGUUCACAACAGGACAUCGAGCAAAGUUGUCCCUCAUCCUGCGGCGCUUGAAUUAAAUAGGAGAACCACAUUCGUUCCAAUUCACAAAACAAAUCAGGAGAUCCCAAAGCAAUGGUUCAAUUUGAUUGACCUUGAUCAACUUCAUAAGAGAAUCAACAACGAUGUUGAACUUACAGAUGUGUUUGGUCAUUUAACGGCUGUGCAGCCGAUUGAAGACGUGACUGUCCAAAGCUCAAGAAUUGCGAAGAAGAGGAAUCUUAACUUGCAAGACAUCAGGGGCGAAACGAUUAGGAUCACCUUAUGGGGAGAAGCUGCAACAACUUUUGAGGACAGUGGAAUAAAAUCCCUUCCACCACCUAUCUUCCUUGCUGUAACAAGCCUCAAAGUCAAAGAAUACCGAGGAAACCCUGUUCUUGGAAGCACUGGAUCAACUGUUUGUAUUUUCAAUCCAGAGAUUCCACAGCUCACCCAAUACAAACAAAAGUUUAAGGAUCUGAAAUCACCUGUUCAAACCUUACGCACCUCAGCGGAAAUGUAUGCAGACCGUGCUGUUAGUCCUAAUUUUGAGUCCAAAACAAUUGAUGAGCUCCUUCUACUUGAUCCUGCUUUGCACAAAAAUGUAAGUUUUGAAUGCAAAGCGACUGUCAUUGGAUUUGAUUUGAGUAGAGGUUGGUGGUACAAGUCGUGCCCAUUCUGCCAUAAAGCUGUCAAAAAAACUUCCGGAGCAUUUCAGUGCAAUGAACAUGGUUCAUUAAACAGGUUACCUGAACCAUGGUUCAAAAUCAAUCUUAUAGUGGAAGAUAGCACAAAUCAGCACAAUUUCCUCAUGUUAGGAAGGAACGCUGAAAAGAUACUUCAUGUUUCUUGCCACACUUUGGUAAUAGAAGACGGAUAUGACGAUCCCUUCAUGGUGCCACCACCUCUAAAAAAAUUGGUGGGCGAGACAAAAAGAUUUUUGCUAUCUUUUGGCAAUCAAAACAGUGAUUUUAGGAAGACAGACUUCAUCAUUUAUGGAUUGCUUCAAGAUCAGCUGCCCUUGAACACAGCAAUUGCCUCAAUCGACCCACAAACGCCUACUGCCACUGCAGGAAAACAAAUUAUAACUGAAGCGACUCCUGCCCCAGUGACACCUUCCCAGCGGCCAGAUCACCAUCCCCAAUCGGUUGUACCUCUCAAAACUUCAAAGAGACCAUUGUUCAUUGAUCAAGCAGACAAACCAGACAGCAAAAAAACUCGCACCGAGCAAAUAGAGGUAACCAAUUCUGCUAGAAUUGCCAGAGAAUUCCACAAACUGGUUGUCCCUAAGAUUGAGCCCGCCGAUAAAGAACCGAUAGCUGCGCUCAAAACAAAGUCUCAAACCAAAAAAACCAAGGAUAGUGCUCAAGAUGUUCGCCCACCAAAAAAGUGAAUGACUACAUUCUCCGUGAUGAAUUGCUACAAAGUUACUCUGCAGUUUUUUGCCUUUAAAACAUGUGUAGCUGAAAACUUAGUCAAAACAUUUUUUUGAGCUUUUUGUAACUGCUUAAACAGGUUUCUAGGCUGCAGGGCAUGUAUUUUGUCACCUUAACUAUAGGGACAAAAUAUGUGUGGACUGCAUCUUCCUUUUGUAACUAAUGGAAAACUGCAUCCUGCAUCUUUAUUCCUUUGAA
Malus domestica (apple) is the source of this 4487-nucleotide messenger RNA. The record is from RefSeq and is a predicted model, not a curated record. Lineage: Eukaryota; Viridiplantae; Streptophyta; Magnoliopsida; Rosales; Rosaceae.